Molecule: messenger RNA, 2026 nt
Organism: Vicia villosa (hairy vetch)
Lineage: Eukaryota; Viridiplantae; Streptophyta; Magnoliopsida; Fabales; Fabaceae
Product: cadmium-induced protein AS8-like
Exons: 7
Coding region: 669-1160 (163 amino acids)
Source: RefSeq, a predicted model, not a curated record
GCAAAGAAAAGGAAACCAAAAUACAGCGUAAAAUCCUAAUCCUAAUCGUUCAACCUUCAAACAAACCUGGAAACAAAAACCAACAUUCUUCAAUUCCAUUAUCGUCUAAACCUAGACUUAUGAGAUUUACCUCCUUCUCCUUCAAAUCCAAUCGUAACCUUAGACCCUCAUUCAUCAAUGGAGGCGAAGAACGAGCAAGUUGCAGAGUUUUGGUGUGCGAAGUCUAGUCGAGGUAACAAUCCAGUCGUCGAAGCGCAUGGCGGUUUCGGCCAAUCCAGUCGUCGAAGAAGAAGAAGAGCACGAAGGUCCCACACAUCAUCCUAUUGCACCGUCACACGAGUCGCCGUGACGCGAAACGAAGACGCUGAGAUCCAAAUCCACACUUCACCAUGAAGUUCAACGUUGCAAAUUCCACCAAUGGAUUCUAGAAGAAGCUGGAAAUCUAUGAUGACAUGAAGCUAUAAUUUCUUCCCCUAUUUCACUUUUUAUGUUGUUUCUAUUCACAAGAUUUGUUAUUCUGUUAACUAAAUUGUGUUGUGAAUUUCAGUCGUGCUUUUUGGGACAAGAGGAUCUCUCAAGAGGUUAAUGGUGAUGCUUUGGGAGAGGAAUUUAAAGGCUAUGUUUUCCAAAUUAUAAUUUCUAGUUACUCCAUAUUUCCCCUCGUUGUAAUGAUUAUAAAGGGAUUAUUUAGAAGAUAUAAAAAAAGGAACCCUGUUCAUCCUACUUAUGGAGCCUUUUAUGGAAUGGGUUUUGGAAUAGGUGCUGGUGUUGGAUGGGGUCCUGGGUUUGGUCUUGAAGUUGUUGGCUAUGUUGGAUCUGGUUGUGGCGUUGGAUUCAAUGUUGGUGUUACUCUUGCUGGCUUUGGAAUUGGGCUUCCAGCUAAUGUUAUCUUUGCCGCUCCAUAUAAUGCUUUUUUGGCAACAAAAAGCUCUGCAUUGAAGUUAGCACGUUCUGGUACACAAACCGCAGAGGAUGUUUGGAUUAGAAAUUCACCUCUUGUGUCUGAUUUUCAACGAGAAGCCGGUGAAAAGUUCUCUUGCUUUCGCCAAAAGUAUUUAUCAAUCAAUGGAACUGAUUUCUUUGACGUGAAGAACAGCUUGCCUUUGCUUACUGCAUCUGCCUGUACAUUAUUAUGUGCAGUCUCACAUUCAAAUGAAUGAAUAUCGCGACCGUGUAAUCUUGGUGGGUAUUAGUAUUUAGAUGCUUCAUAUUUAACCUGUUAUCUCAUUUCAUACUCGUAGAAGUGAAAUCUUAGGAAAGUCAGCAAACAUUAUUCAGAGGAAAGUUCGUUCCUAUAAUCCAGGUAGAAAACAUUUUAAAAUUUAUCAUCAUAAAGCAUUUUAAAGCAUGUAUUUCAUAGCUGCUGGAAAAUAUCUAUACAUCCUACACAACCAUUGCUUCUAAGAUUGGAUUUAAUUUUAUAAUUUUGAUUUAUUUUAGUUUGUCUUUGUGACUAUGUAUUACAGAGUCAGUGCCAUAAAUACCUAGCAUAACAUCAUUUUAUGUAAGUAUAUAGAUUUUCCAGCAAUGGAAUUUUCAAGAUGGUAACUACUUUCUCCCUUCACGAAAAGUUUUUUUAAUCCAACAAUGAAAUGUUUUAAACUUUUUAAUUAAUUUUGUAAGUAUAUAAAUUUUCCUGAUAUUAGUAAAGUGAGUUCCCUUUUGUACAUUGAUAGAAUGGAAAAAUGUAGAAAGUUUAGAUAUGUAACACUAGCAGAAUCUUGUUACUUAAAUUGGCUGAUUAUCUUCCCUUCGUUCUAAACUUUGCUAUUCACAUUCAAUGUUAGUCUUUUGUUUAUGUUGAUGCAGACAUUUAAGAUAAUAAAAGGAAUGAGAAUGGAUCUAUACAAAUCAAGAUACAAAAUUCUGCUAUUCACAUUCAGUAUUAAUCUCUAUUGUUACUAUGUUGUUGGAGUUGUUUGUUACUAUGUUGUAUUUGUUCAAUUUUACAUUGUACUUCAAUGUUGUAAAUUUGUAAUUUGGAUUAAGGUGGUUUGGAUUAAUAGUGUCAUCAAUUAUUUUUUUA